AUGGCCUCGAGAAACCUCCCAAAUGGUCACAUCACGAGGCCGCAGCUGCAGUCUUGGGACGCCGCGACCCUGCUGAACCCAAAGGCGGCCGUCGCGGGCCAGCACGGCGGGCCUUCCUCCUUACCCUCCAGACCGCCCUCGAAUGGGCCUCAAUUUCCAAAUCAUGAUGCGCCUCAGGUCGCAUUUCAGUUCUCGACUCCUGACGCUACCGAAAACUUCCACUCACAUCCUUUCCGGCCCUCAGCGACACCCGACAGUGCAGAAAUCUCUCGAAAUUCGACCCCGAACGGCAUGAGCUCAAUGAUAGAGCGCAUGAACAAUGUGCAAGACCGCAGUAGUGUGCCUGUGCCGAAGCGACGCAGGAUUGAAGAGGACUCGCAGGACCAGGCGUCCAAGAAUGGGUUCCAUGGCAGAGGGGGUAAUGGCAUGCUGUCUGGCUAUGUGAAGCAGAAGCAGCAAGAGGGCCAGGCUGCUUCUUUCACAAAGCCGCAGUCUCAGAGCACUGUUGAUCUGACUGGUGGUAAAUUUGGACAUCCUGCCUACUGGAAUUUCCAUCUCGGGCUUGUUGCUGACGGUCGAUCAGGAGACGACGACGAGGACCUCGUCGAGAUUACAGAUCCGAGAGAACAAGAGGUUUGUUAUGGUAUGAUUGGAGGGGCCUCGGUUAACUGCCACAUUGUUCCUUCGCCAAAGCCGAACUCGAGAUUCUUGACGCCUGGCAGCUGGCCUCAAGUCAAGGUCGUACUGAGGAGGAUAGCCGAAGACAAGUCGAUGACAAUUGAGGUAUACGACCACACGAGGAGGAUUAUCGGCAAGCUGGAUGCCAGGACUGCUCAUGGACUCGCCCCGCUUCUCGAUGCGCGCCUGCUGGCACUUCGAACAGAUGCUAUGAUUGGAAUCCGACGACGUCUGCCCAACGAGGAGGCUGGUAAGCCCAUCUCCAAGUCGUAUCCUCUCCAGUUGAUGGUCUAUGGCAAGUACAAGUACGCAAAAACAGUCGGCAUCAACCUCGAGAGGGCGGGCCUGAACCUCCUGAGCCCCACGAGAGUCGACAAGGAUGUCCGAGUCUUCAACCCUCUGGCCAAGGAGAACCGACCUGCAGCAGCUCCCAGAACCUAUGCAAACCCCGCGCCGCCGCCUGUGGCGCGGACCGAAGAGGAGAUUCGAUCUGAUGUGCUCAGCGUCUUUGAUUCUCUGAAAGAGACAGAGGACCUCCCCGAGCAGGAGCCAGACGACCGCAUUGUGACCCCUCUUCUGAAGCACCAAAAGCAAGCCUUGCAAUUUAUGACCGGGCGGGAGGACACGUCAAACAUGAUAGAUGAGCUGUGGCAAAAACGGACCGAUGCCCGCGGGCAGCUCACAUACUACAACGUCAUCACCAACGAGCAGUCCCGCCGCGCUCCUGCCAAAGCACUGGGAGGCAUCCUUGCCGACAUGAUGGGUCUCGGGAAGACCCUGAGUGUGCUGUCGCUGGUUACCUCUACGAUUCCGGCUUCGUUACAAUGGAUUCAGGCGGAGCCUGUGGUGCACUCGGCAGAGCAACCGCGGCCACCGAGAGAGCUCCCAGACAGCUUCGCACCGCCGAAGCCCGAGGCUCUGGGCCUGACCAAGCCAAAGAGGAACUCGAAGGCAACCCUGUUGAUCUGCCCCCUGAGUACGGUCACGAACUGGGAGGAGCAGAUCAAGCAGCACGUGCAGCCGAACUCGCUGUCGUACCAUAUCUACCAUGGCCCGCACCGGAUCAAGGAUUCUGAGAGGCUGGCACAGUACGACCUGGUCAUCACUACCUACGGCUCUGUCUCGAGCGAGCUAAAUGCGCGCUUCGCAAAUAAGCGUGGCCCUCAUCCACUGGAGGACAUCGGAUGGUUCAGGAUAGUGCUCGACGAGGCCCACAUGAUUCGAGAGCAGUCCACGUUGCAGUUCAAGGCCAUAUGCCGGCUCCAGGCCAACAGGCGGUGGGCCGUGACUGGCACGCCUGUGCAGAACAAGCUUGAGGAUCUUGCCGCUCUACUUGCAUUCCUGCGCAUCAAACCAUUUGAUGACCGCACCAAAUUCAACCAGUACAUUGUCGCGCCAUUCAAACUUUGUGACCCCAACAUCGUUCCCAAGCUCCGAAUUCUGGUCGAUACCAUCACCUUGCGUCGCCAGAAGGACAAGAUUGACUUGCCGAGACGGCACGACAGGAUCAUCAAGUUGCAAUUCUCGAGCGACGAGCGACGAAUGUAUGACGCGUUCGAGAAGGACGCUCAGGUCCGUGUGAAUGUCCUUGCUGGCCAGCGCGAGCGCAUGGUCGGUGGCAAGACGUACAUCCACAUUCUGCAGGCCAUCCUGAGGCUUCGUCUGUUUUGUUCCGGUGGGAAGGACCUCCUCAACGAAGAUGAUUUGAGACUGCUGGAGGGUCUGAGUCAAGACUCACCUAUUGAUCUUGACAGCGACGACGAUGACGAGAAACUAGCCCUCACCGAAAACCAAGCAUACGACAUGUUCAACCUCAUGAAAGACACAAAUGGCGACAAUUGUGUGGGAUGCAAUCAAAAGUUGGGCGCCAAGGAGGGUGCAGAGAUCGAGUCAGAGCGCCAAGAGGAGGUUAUCGGCCACAUGACGCCGUGUUUUCACCUGAUCUGCACGUCCUGCAUCAAGGAGAUAGACGGCAACUGUGCCUGCGGACUUGCAAUUCCCGGUCUCGUUGCCCUACGUUUGACCCGGGCCGUCCAGGAGCACGAUGCGCGCGCUGAGGGUAGAAGCCGCAAGGUCAACGGUGGCAAGGGGAUCAAGGACUACACCGGCCCUAACACCAAAGUUAGGUACCUUAUUGAGGAGCUGAAGAAGUGGCGAGAUAUGGGUGAGGCCAAGCCGGACGAGCCACCUUACAAGUCCGUAGUCUUCUCUCAGUGGACUACAAACCUGGACUUGAUCCAAAUGGCUCUCGAAACAGAGGGUAUCAUUUUCGUCCGACUCGACGGCAAGAUGUCCCGCACCGCUCGCACCCGAGCCAUGGACGACUUCCGCGAGAACCCCGCCGUCCAGGUGAUACUCGUCUCCAUCACGGCAGGCGGGCUGGGCCUCAACCUCACGGCAGGGAGUUCGGUCUACAUCAUGGAGCCGCUGUUCAACCCGGCCGCCGAGGCGCAAGCUAUCGACCGCGUCCACCGCCUGGGCCAGAAGCGCGAGGUCCAUUGCAUCCGGCUGCUUAUGGAAGAGUCGUUCGAGGAGAAGAUGCGCGAGCUGCAGGAGAAGAAGAUGAAGCUCGCGUCGCUGAGCAUGGACCGCGACAAGGGCGUCGGCGGUGCCCAACUUUCUAAGUCGGAGGCGGCGAAGCAGAGGCUGAUGGACCUGCGUAGUCUCUUCAAGUAA
Messenger RNA from Diaporthe amygdali, 3354 nucleotides. RefSeq lists its product as uncharacterized. Gene Ontology annotation, molecular function: ATP binding; ATP-dependent chromatin remodeler activity. The record is from RefSeq and is a predicted model, not a curated record. The transcript is spliced from 2 exons. NCBI's taxonomy places the organism in Eukaryota, Fungi, Ascomycota, Sordariomycetes, Diaporthales, Diaporthaceae. The coding region runs from base 1 to 3354 and encodes 1117 amino acids.